This is a messenger RNA of Tachyglossus aculeatus (Australian echidna), 2692 nucleotides long. RefSeq names its product G protein-coupled receptor 176 (gene GPR176). NCBI's taxonomy places the organism in Eukaryota, Metazoa, Chordata, Mammalia, Monotremata, Tachyglossidae. Gene Ontology annotation, molecular function: G protein-coupled receptor activity. The record is from RefSeq and is a predicted model, not a curated record. Bases 60 to 1514 code for a protein of 484 amino acids. Gene Ontology annotation, biological process: G protein-coupled receptor signaling pathway. The transcript has 3 exons. Gene Ontology annotation, cellular component: plasma membrane.
GGGCAGUGUCCUGGCCGCCCAGCGGGCAGGGGAGGGGGCCGGAGAGGCGCCCCCUCCCCAUGGGGCCCAACGAAAGCUGGCUGGCCCAAGCCCUGGAGCCCCGCAACGGGUCCGGCGGGCCGGGGGCCCGGCCCGAGCCCAGCCAGGCCCAAACCUACCGGCACUUCACCACCACCGUCCAAGUGGUCAUCUUCAUCGGCUCCCUGCUGGGCAACGUCAUGGUGCUGUGGUCGACCUGUCGCACAACCGUGUUCAAAGCCGUCACCAACAGGUUCAUUAGAAACCUGGCCUGCUCGGGCAUCUGUGCCAGCCUCGUCUGCGUGCCUUUCGACAUCGUCCUCAGCAGCAGCCCUCACUGCUGCUGGUGGAUCUACACCCUGCUCUUCUGCAAAGUGGUCAAGUUCUUGCACAAAGUCUUCUGCUCGGUGACCAUCCUCAGUUUCCCCGCCAUCGCCCUGGACAGGUACUAUUCCGUCCUGUACCCCCUGGAGCGGAAAAUCUCGGAGGCCAAAUCUCGCGACCUGGUCAUUUACAUCUGGGCCCACGCGGUGGUGGCCAGCGUCCCCGCGUUUGCCGUGACCAACGUGGCCGACAUCUACGCCAUGUCCAGCUGCACGGAGGCCUGGAGCUACUCCCUGGGCCAGCUGGUGUACGCCCUGGUGUACAACGUGACCACGGUGAUCGUGCCGGUGGCGCUGGCCUUCCUCUUCAUGGCGCUCAUCCGCCGGGCGCUGAGCGCCAGCCGGAAGAAGAAGGUGGUGAUGGCGGCCCUGCGCACGCCGCGCGAUACGGUGUCCAUCCCGUACGCCUCGCCGCGGGAGGUCCAGCUGCACGCCACCCUGCUCUCCAUGGUGUUGGUGUUCCUCUUCUGCAGCGUCCCCUACGCCACCCUGGUGGUCUACCGGGCCGUGCUCCGUGACCCCGACACGUCCGUCUUCCUGCUGCUCACGGCCAUCUGGCUGCCCAAGGUCUCGCUCCUGGCCAACCCCGUGCUCUUCCUGACGGUCAACAAGUCGGUCCGCAAGUGCCUGGCGGGGAGCCUGGCGCGGCUGCACCGGCGCUACAGCCGGCGGAACGCCGUGGGCUCCGGGGCCGGCCUGGACGCGGGCCUGGAGGCGGGCCUGCGCUCGGGCAGUCAGCUCCUGGAGAUGUUCCACAUCGGGCAGCAGCAGAUCUUCAAGCCCACCGAGGACGAGGAGGAGAACGAGGCCGAGGCCGCCGACUCGGCCCCCUCGCCGGCCCGCGGCCCGGACCCCCGGCCGCCCCCCGCCCCCGGCCCCCGACCGGAGGGGCCACCCGCCCCCGACCGCUACGCCCUGCAGUUUGGCUUCGGGCCCUUCGAGCUGCCCCCGCAGUGGCGCUCCGAGACCCGGGGCAGCAAGAGGCGGCUGCUGCCCCCAUUGGGGAACACCCCCGAGGAGCUCAUCCAGACCAAGCCUCCCAAGGCCGGCAGGGCGGAACGCAAGAUCAGCCGCAACAAUAAAGUCAGCAUCUUUCCCCAGGCGCAAUCCUAGCCGCGGUCCCACCCGCCUUCGUCCCCCCGUCCGCUGCCCACCCUGCCCCGCUCGUCCUGCCCCGUGCCCUGCCUCCUGCGCCAUCUCCCCGGGCAGGCCGGGCCCAGCCCGUGGAUCGACCGCGCGCUCUGUUAGGGGCCGAGAUGUGGGGGACCAGAUUGGGAUUCUCAGGAAGGGAAAUGCGUCGAACCAAGUGCUCCUUAUGGCAGGGUUUGCCCCUCUUCCCCCCUGAGACUGCCCUGCUCCGGAGGCCACCCUCACCCCCGUCCCAGGGCGGCUGCAGGGGAGCAGUGGCCUUAGCGUUUCCUGAGGGCCCGCUGUGGGAAGGGCACUGUACCAAGCCCUCGGGAAGAAUGAAACCAGCGGGACAAGUGGGAAUCAAUGUAUGUUGCUCCCAGGAUUUCUUCGUCUCCUUCUCCUCCCCGUCGUCCCCCUCCUCCUCCUCCUCCUCCUCCUUUCCCUGUUUCCAGCAGGGACUGCUGGGUUCCUGGGGAAUGGGCUUGGACCCAUUAAGGGGAGCGGUAGCAGCACCACAGGAGAAAACCCCAAAAUGAAGAGGCAGCAGAGAGGUCAUGAAGAAGCGGCCUGCUCAUUGCCCCCAAAUAAGACUCUGCCCAGCUAGAGUCUUAUUUCCAGUCCCUCAGGCACAAGGAAAAACACUUACAGGGAGGGGAGUGUCUCUUGAUGAUCUUGAUGAUGUCCCGUGGCCACAAGGUAGGUGGUGGAAAAGCCUUCUCUUCCCAUUUUACAGACGGGAGAACUGAGGGUGAUGGAGAGGCAGGGAGAAGACCAGUCAAUCAAAGGAAUUUAUUGAGCACUUACUGUGUGCAGAGCACUGUACUAAGCUCUCGAGCGAGUAAAAUACCACGGAAUACUACAAUUCGAAAGGAACAGCGAGAAGAGAAGCAGCAUGGCCUAGUGGAAAGAGUCAGAGGACAUGGGUUCUAAUCUCAACUCCACCACUAGUCUGCUGUGUGACCUUGGGCAUGUCACUUACCUUCUCUGUGCCUCAAUUAUCUCAUCUUUAAAAUGGAGAUUAAAUCAUCAUCCCUCCAACUUAGACUAUAAGCCCCAGGUGGGGCAGGGGCAGGGACCCCAUGUGAUCCAACCUGAAAAACCUGUAUCUAUCCCAGCGCUUAGAUCUAGUUUAUUUGUAUUGAUGUCUGUCUCCCCUUCCU